Molecule: messenger RNA, 1565 nt
Organism: Calliphora vicina (urban bluebottle blowfly)
Lineage: Eukaryota; Metazoa; Arthropoda; Insecta; Diptera; Calliphoridae
Product: piggyBac transposable element-derived protein 2-like
Exons: 3
Coding region: 456-1565 (369 amino acids)
Molecular function (GO): sequence-specific DNA binding
Source: RefSeq, a predicted model, not a curated record
AAUACAUUCAGAUUAAUGUAAAACAUUUGUUGUUUGCCAAACAAGUGUAUUUUUUUUUAUUCUGAGUUAAGUUACCGAAGUUAUAGCAUCUUCAAUUGUGGUCACAAAAAAAAAAAAAUUAAAUUUUCCGUUUUAAGACAUGGCACGUCGGUAAGUACUCAUUUUAAGUAAUAAUUUUUUAACGAAUUUUAAUAAAAACUAUAUCCGUUAGUAGCUAAAGAAAUAAACUAUGAAACGUGAUUUAAUUUAUUAAGAAAAUUUAUUUCCUUGUACUAUUUUUUUAUAUUGUUUUCAAGGCGUUACCAUAUGGUAAUCGUGGGUCGCCUAGGGUACAGGUUUAAUUAUUCGCGUUUCAUAUGAAUUUCUGAGAUGUUUUGCACAUUUCUUGUAUAGUUAUUAAUAUUUUGUUGUCAUUUCAUAAAUUUUGCGGUCUUAGGGGUUUGUCAUUACAACAAAUGCUCGAUUAUAUUCAAGAGCUUGAUGAAGCUGAAGAUGAUAAUGAGCUUACCGAUUUACCAACUGCCAUUUACAUCGAACCUCCUAUAGAUGGAAACAUAUCUGGCGAAGAUGAUGCUGAAGAAGAAUGUGAUGGAGUUCCAGAUAAUGUUUGCCCGGGUCAGCUAAAAGGUGGCUGUGAACUUGUAAUGGCUAGUGGACGCCAUUUACAAAACAUUGAUGAAGAAGAUGAACUUGGAGCCCCAAAUGAGGAAGAGUUACACUCUAUUAUUGUAGAAGACAUAUCUCAAGAUAUGGGGGAUCAACCAACAACAUCAAAGCGUACAGCAUCGCCGGAUAGAAAGCGGUUACGUAAAGUACAACCAAAACCUUCUAAUGUUGCAUUACCGCCAGGAAACAAGGAAACGAUAUUCCAGUGGAUAAAGAAUAAUUCAUCAUAUCUUGUUCCCAUUUUUCCAGCUGCAAAUUAUGAGGAUUGUCGUGACUUACUACCACAUCAACAAUUCGAAAAGUUUUUUGAUGAUGCAAUAUUGACACACAUUUGUGAACAAAGUGCAAUAUAUGCAACAGAACAUAAUAGACCGAAUCCAAAUAUAACAGUCGGUGAACUGCGCGCAUUUAUCGGCAUACUGAUAGUAACGGGCUUCAAUUAUCACUCCAAUUUGUGGAGUCAGGAUGAAGUCAUUCGCAACAAUCUUGUAAGUAGCACCAUGCGUCGGAAUCGUUUUCAAGAGAUUUUGCAGUGUCUUUACUUCGAAGAUAAUUCCAAGGCCCCUUCGAAAGAGGUCGCAAAUUUCGAUAAAAUGUGGAAAUUGCGUCCUCUUACAGACCACCUAAAAGCAAAAAUGAUAGAGCAUUUUCAUACUGAACAAAACCUAUCCUUCGAUGAAAUUACCGUGCAGGCCCUAAAUAACCCAGUACCGGCGGCAAGUGUUGAUCUGCUCGCGAGUCAUGUGUCGUCGUCAUCCUGCAAACGUGAGCAAAAUACUACUACGGGGGUGGGUACAUUGGCCUGCUUGGAGGGACAAUGCGUCAAGUCUACGGCAUGCCAUUGGCAAAAAUGUAGGGGUGAAAGAGAAGGAUGUACUCGGAGCAACCUCGUACUUUAA